Molecule: messenger RNA, 799 nt
Organism: Ambispora gerdemannii
Lineage: Eukaryota; Fungi; Glomeromycota; Glomeromycetes; Archaeosporales; Ambisporaceae
Source: the annotation of a GenBank genome assembly
UGGAGGCGGAGCCCAGGACCUACCCGGAGUAAAAUAUCACGUUAUUCGUGGCUGUGGUGAUACUGAAGGAGUGAAAGAAAGGAAACAAGGUCGCUCCCUCUAUGGAUCCAAGAAAACAAAGGAUAUUUACCGGCAGGUCGAAAAAAUAAGCAAAUUAGACAAAAUUAAGGUUGGUGGGUGGGUAAAAUCGGUCCGAGAAGGUAAAAAAAACAUAUUUAUCACUCUCAAUGAUGGCUCAACUUUAAAAUCUCUCCAAAUAAUUAUUCUCCGAGAAAAUUUUUUAAAAUCGGGUUCGGGAAACGAAAUAAACUUCGGGAGCAGUUUAUUAGUUAGUGGAAAGUUAGUUCUUACUCCUGAACGCGAACAAUCCUGUGAACUACAAGACACCAAGAUCGAGAUUGUUAACUCAACUGGUCCUAAUUACCCUCUCCAAAAAAAAAACAUUCCGUUGGAAGUGAUUCGCAAUUUUCCCCAUUUGCGAGCCAAAACUAAUUAUUUUUUAGCAAUCUUUCGCCUUCGUCAUUCCAUCAGUAAAGCUAUUCACGAUUUCUUUCACCAAGAAGGUUUUUAUUAUUUAUCUACUCCAAUUAUUACUAGCAAUGAUACCGAAGGAGCCGGAGAAUUAUUUAACAUAACCAUCAACGAAAAGGAACCUUUUUUUUCUAAGCCAGCCAAAUUAACGGUCAGCGGUCAACUUCAAGCCGAAGCCUUAGUUCAAGGAUUGGGAAAAGUUUACACUUUUUCUCCCUGUUUUCGGGCCGAAAAGUCUCAUACUACCCGCCACCUAGCUGAAUUUUGA